CCUUGAAGACAACAAAGCAAGCUGAGGACAGACAGAACAAAAGUUAAGAAUAAAGUUUCAUCAUGAAGGACCUCAAGGAGAAGAAGGUGUUUGUCUACUAUACUGGUGGCACCAUAGGAAUGGUUCCAGGCCCUGGUGGGAAACUGAUCCCAGGGAGACGAGGUGACUUCACAAAUGAGAUUCGCAGACACCCUGAGCUGUAUGAAGCCGAGAAAGAUGGCUGGUUUGUGCUGCCUGAGAAGGCAACAGAUGAUUGUCCUGGAAACAUCCGAGUACUUUACCACAUUGAGGAGGUCCUGAAGCCUAUUGACUCCACUAAGAUGUUGCCUCAGAACUGGAGUGACAUUGCCAAAAAAAUCCUGGCAGAGGAUGAACCUAAAGAAUAUGAUGGGUUUAUCAUCCUACAUGGAACAGACACAAUGGCCUACACCUCUUCAGCCCUGUCUUUCCUUCUGCAUGGAAAAAUUAGGAAACCGGUUGUACUGACAGGAGCACAGAGGACACUCUUUGAGCCACGCAGCGAUGCAGUGGACAACAUGCUGGGAUCUCUGCUCAUUGCUGGCUGCUAUGCAGACUAUGCACCGCUCCAACAGGUAUCUCUGUUUUUUGACAACAAAUUAUUCCAAGGAAACAGAGUGACAAAAUUUGACAGCAAUUCAUUUGAAGCAUUCACCAGCCCAAAAUUCAAACCCCUGGUUGAAAUGGGAGUUGAUAUUACAGUGAACUGCCAGUGUGUACCUGUAACGCAGUGUGAAAAUUUCCUGGACUGUUUCACUCCUUUCCUCCCCCUGAGUAACUCAAACUCAGAUGUUCGCCUAAUAUUCCUCUAUCCGGGGAUACAGGAGGAAUUUGUGCGCAGUGCCUUAAGGGGAGCAGGGGGUGUGGCUCUGGCUUCUUUUGGGGCUGGAAAUGUCCCUGAUUUUGAUUGGCUUAAAUCUGCCAUGAUUGAAGCCAAGGAAAGAGAAGUGCUGUUCCUAAACUGCUGCCAGGUUUUCAAAGGGGUGGUGGAGGCUAUCUACGACGUGUCAUCGUGGCUGGUGGAAGCAGGUGUGGUGUCAGGCCAUGACAUCACCAUAGAAUCAGCGCUGACUAAACUGAUCUGGGUUCUACAGAUUCCUAAUAUCCCUUACAAACUGAGGAGGGAGAUUCUGGAGAAAAGUGUCUGUGGCGAGAUGACUUUACCAGAGGAAAGGGAUGAGGGAAGCUUGGAAUGAUGUGCCACAGAUGAGAUGUCCUUUUGCACUGUAAUGUAAUGUGAAGACUUCAUGGAUAAUCAGCAGGCGCAUAGGCCCAGAUUCAUUAUGCUGAUUUCAGUAAAGUAUAUAAGACUUCAAAUGUUAAGCAGCUUUAGGGAAGAAGAGAAAAAUAUAUUUACUCUGCUUUUGCUUCUGCAAAGACCAUGAUUUUCUCAUAUUAAAAAAUAAAUCUGUUCAUGUGUAUUAUUCAGAAGUGUUGCCAUAUUGCUAGUAGGACAUGAUCUCUGCAGCAAACAAGGACAGUAAAAAAAGGGAGUUCAGCACAAAAUGGAGUUUUAAAAGCACCAAACUUUAGCCCUUUAUAUGGUAGAGAUCAAAUCAAGCAAAAUGAAGUCAGAAAUGGUAUAUAGGAUAAGUGGUUGGUGUUAGAAGUGCUGGGAGACAUUGGGGCUCAGUUUGCGACCCUCUCUCUUCCCUUCCCCCUUGGAUAUUAUGUCUCCAUAACAUUCUCUUACUAAAGGGUGAAUAAGUUUGGGCUGUUGUCAGAAGGGUGUGUCAAGCUCAGCUAUGCUUUGAAAGCAGACUGGAACUUGGCAAGUGCAAAAAUAUCUGUAGCUGUCCAAAGAACAUAAUAGCUUAGCAAAUGUACCUUGAUGUAAAUUCUGUUACAGAGAAAUCAUACAGACCGUAGCUGUCAGUACUUUGGCCCCCUAGCUGUUGUUUGGUGUUUCUCCCUGUCUGUCAGUGUCGUCCAUGUGCUUUUGUUU
Megalops cyprinoides (Indo-Pacific tarpon) is the source of this 1963-nucleotide messenger RNA. Its product is annotated as 60 kDa lysophospholipase-like. Gene Ontology annotation, biological process: amino acid metabolic process. The record is from RefSeq and is a predicted model, not a curated record. Lineage: Eukaryota; Metazoa; Chordata; Actinopteri; Elopiformes; Megalopidae. The coding region runs from base 63 to 1214 and encodes 383 amino acids. Gene Ontology annotation, molecular function: asparaginase activity. The transcript has 11 exons.